AUGCCAGACAAGAUGGAGGGAGACAAGAAGGUAGACCCGACGUGGACCGAAGAGCCACCACAAAAAGAAGACCCAGAACCACCCACAAAGCAAAAGGAAGAAGAAGAACCGCCCAAGCAGAAGAAACAAAACGAUGUCCUGGUCAUUUCAACUCGCAUUCCUCGUUGGUCAGGAACCAUCUUUAUUUUAUUCUCGCGAGCUGCCUGUAUCACAUAUGUCAUUUUGGCCGGUUUUACAUUUCCCGAAAUUCAAAAACUCCACAAGACGCAAUUCACCAUUAUCGGGGAAACCUACCACGUCCCCAUUGCCAUUUGCGAACCGGGGGCGCUCAGCAUUGGCGACACGACCAUCUUUCAAGAUGUCGCCGAAAUUGCCGGUUGUCGGACCAUGGAUGUGUUGAUCAAUUCGUGUGCUUCCUCCUUGAUUCUGAGUGCUGUCGCUGUUCUGAUUUAUGUCGUCAUUGAUUUAUUAUCGAGAUGUCAUCAUGGAAUGGAUCGAGGAUCCGUAUCGGGUAUGGGUAUUUUCUUGCUCUUUAUUGUCUUUCAAGCAUCUUCCACCACAUGGGCAUUGGCGGAAGAAUCCGACUUUUGGUCCGAUUACAUGUCCCGCUUUUGGAAGGAACAGGGAUUUCAAGAGGAUUAUCCCAUUGUCACACGAGUACACACAUAUGGCAAUGAAAUGCUUCUGUGGUCCACGGGAAGUGUCGGGGCUGCGGCGUGUAUCUUGAUCUUUUUUGAAUCCAUGGCCAAUUUGUGUUGUAGUGUCAGUGAACCAGACCCAGACGACGGAGACGAAGAUGAAGCAGGAAAAGUAGAACCACCCAACGUGGAAGAAGAACCCAACAAGGUGGCCGACGAUCCAAAGUUUCCAGAUAUUGACAUUGAAACGGGAAAGAAGCAGGAAACCCCAACGGUUGUUCCCACUGUCAUCAUUAGCAGCAAUGCCGAACCAGAGAUUGAUGUGCCGUCGACGGCGGAUUAUGUAGAGGUGGAACACACGUCCAAAGAGGAACCAGACAAGAAUGAUGAUAAAUCGAAGGAUGAUGCCGCAACACCACAAGACGACAACCCUGCAGACAAGGUUGAGAAGACUGCUUCUACCAAGAGUGAAAGCAGCAAGAAAGAGGACAAGCCUGUAGAGGAAAGAACUUUGGUGAAAGAGGUAGAACCUACCGCGGAUGCAAAGGACACGGCUGUUCCAGAAGAAGAGAAGGAAGCCACACCAGAACCAAAAGCUCCUGUCAGAAACACGGAACAUGGUUGA
Messenger RNA from Seminavis robusta, 1263 nucleotides. The record is from the annotation of a GenBank genome assembly. Lineage: Eukaryota; Bacillariophyta; Bacillariophyceae; Naviculales; Naviculaceae.